ACCUUCCAAUUUGCAGCCAUGGAGAAAAAGUUUUAUUACAUUUUUGCAUAUGCAGUCCUCACCAUAAUAACCUUCCCAAUGCCUCCUUGUGCAAUGAGCCUUGCCACUGAUCAAGCUGCCCUUCUUGCCUUAAAAAUGCGCAUAACCUCAGACCCUUUCCGUAUGCUUGCAACAAAUUGGAGCAAUAACUCGAGCUCCGUCUGCAGCUGGAUUGGCGUCACUUGCAGUUUGCCACACCAAAGAGUAACAGCCUUGAAUCUCUCUUUCAUGAAUCUCGUCGGCACCAUUCCACCUCAACUCGGGCGACUCUCCUUCCUCGUCACCCUCGACCUCACCAGCAAUCUUUUCAGUGGAAUUCUGCCUUAUGAGCUGUCUCUCCUUCGCCGUUUGGAGUUCAUAUCGCUUGCACUCAACAACUUCACCGGAGCCUUCCCUCCAGUCUUAAGUCAGUUAUCAAAAUUGGAGUACUUGGUCUUAGACAAUAACAGUUUCACAGGUUCCAUCCCAAAAUCCAUCUCAAACCUUACAAACCUACAAGUUCUUUCCUUAUAUGCCAAUUCUCUAAGUGGAGAAAUUCCAGAAGAGUUGGGGAGACUUGGUAGUCUACAAGAUUUGGAGGUUGAAUACAAUGGUCUUUCCGGUGGUAUACCAUCAGCCAUAUUUAACAUAUCCACCCUUCAAUAUAUAGCAUUCACGUACAACGAAUUGAGUGGAAGUCUUCCACCAGACAUGUGCAGUAAUCUUCCAUUUCUUGCUGGGAUAUUUCUUACCGGAAACGAAUUGAGUGGUGAGAUUCCGAAAAAUCUGUCUCAAUGCUCACGACUUGCGACUUUGUCGCUCUCUUUCAACUCCUUUAGUGGGCAGAUACCUCCAGAAAUCGGCUACUUAACAUCUCUUCAGAAUUUAGCUCUCGGUACUAAUAAUUUAAACGGUAUACUACCAAAGGAGAUUGGCAAUCUUCAAAGUCUGAUUGCUUUUGGUGUUGAGAAAAAUCAGAUUGGAGGCUCGAUUGAUUUCAAAAUGUUCAUGAAUAUGUCUUCUCUACAAACCUUGCAACUAUGGCACAAUAAAUUCACUGGGAACAUUUCAAGUGAUAUCGGGAAUCUUACAAUGCUUAUAUAUUUAGAUCUUGCGUACAACAAUUUAAUAGGUGUUAUACCGAGAGAAAUUGACCAACGUCUUUACCACCUGAAGAAACUUAGAUUAGAAUCGAAUAUGUUAAGUGGUUCAAUUCCACCUAACAUUUUUAACAUCUCAACUCUUAUAGUAUUUGCACUUGGAGGGAAUAGGCUGUCAGGUGCUCUUCCAACCGAUUUGUGCAACAACUUUUCUUCUAUUGAGAUGUUUUACCUUGGGAUUAAUCACUUGAGUGGACGAAUACCCGAAUUCAUUUCCAACUGCUCUCAACUUAGAGAGCUCGAGCUCAGCUAUAACCAAUUUAAUGGCAUUGUACCUCACUCUCUUGGAAGCUUAACAUUCCUUGAAAGACUAAAUCUCGAAAGCAACAGUCUAACCGUUGGAUCAUCAACUUCUGAAGUGAGCUUCAUUACUUCUUUAACAUAUUGCAGGGCGUUGUAUUAUUUGAGCUUUGGUGCUAAUCCUCUUGAUAUCACUCUUCCAUCUUCUAUUGGGAACUUAUCCUCCCAACUCCAAACAUUCUCUGCAUACGACUGCAAAUUAAAAGGAAGAAUCCCUCCUGAGAUCGGCAACUUAGACAACUUAGUAAACCUUGAUUUGAGUAACAAUGACAUGUCUGGUAAUAUUCCUAUUACAGUAAAGCAUUUGAGAAAGCUCCAAGGUUUGUAUCUAGGAAAUAACAACAUGAGAGGCUUCAUUCCAGAUGAUCUGUGUGAUUUACACAGUCUGUCUCAAUUGAGUUUGAGUGAGAAUCAACUAUCGGGUCCAAUUCCAAAAUGUUUAGGAAAUGCCACAGCCUUGAGACAGCUUUCUCUGGGCUCUAAUAUGUUGACUUCAACCAUACCAUCAAGCUUGUGGCUCCUAAAUGAUUUGUUGAUUCUAGACUUAUCUGAGAACUCAUUAAGCGGAUUCUUACCUUUGGAUGUUGGUAAUUUGGUAGCAGUGAUCUACAUAAAUCUAUCGAGAAAUGAAUUGUCUAUGUCUAUUCCAAGCACGAUUGGUAAUUUGCAGAAUUUGGUUAAUCUAUCUUUAGCACAUAAUAGAUUUGAAGGUUCCAUCCCAAUGUCCAUGGAUAAUAUGAUCAACUUGGUCACUCUUGACUUAUCCUACAAUAACCUCUCUGGUUCAGUGCCAAAAUCUUUGCAGGCACUUCAAUACCUCAUCUACUUUAAUGUUUCUUUCAACGCUCUAAGUGGAGAAAUUCCAAGUGGUGGUCCUUUUGUGAACUUCACAAUGGAGUCAUUUAAAGGUAAUGAAGCACUAUGUGGAAUUCCAAGGUUCCAUGUCCCACCUUGUCACAUUGCCAAUAAACACAGGUCACAAAGGAUGAAAGUGGAAUUAGCUUUGUUCAUUAUUGUUGGAAUUGUGGCCUUUACCACAAUUUGUUGUUUGGGAUUUAUUUUCCUCUUAUAUAAAAGGAAAUAUAAAGCAAUUAGUGAAACUGAGGGAAUUCCUUUUGUUGUGCCUGAAAGAAUCUCAUAUUAUGAACUCUCACGAGCAACUCAACAAUUCAAUGAGAGCAACUUACUAGGCAUGGGAAGUUUUGGUUCUGUUUAUAAAGGAAUUCUUAUAGACGGUAAGGUUAUUGUUGUAAAGGUGUUUAAAUUGCAAUCUGAAGCUGCAUUUAGGAGCUUUGAUGUUGAAUGUGAAGUUCUACGUAAUAUUCGUCACAGAAAUCUGACAAAAGUCAUAAGUAGUUGUUCCAAUGAAGAAUUCAAAGCUUUGGUAGUUGAAUACAUGCCCAAGGGAAACCUUGAAAAAUGGUUGUAUUCACAUAAUUAUUUCUUGGAUUUCAUACAAAGGUUGAACAUAAUGAUUGAUGUAGCGACGGCAUUGGAGUAUCUUCAUCAUUGCUAUUCCACUCCAAUUGUUCAUUGUGACUUGAAGCCUAGUAAUAUCUUGUUAGAUGAAGAAAUGGUUGCUCAUGUGAGCGAUUUUGGUAUAUCCAAACUAUUGGGUAAUGGGGAAAGUAUUGUUCUAACAAACACUCUAGCGACAUUGGGUUAUAUUGCUCCAGAGUAUGGUUUUGAAGGACUAGUCUCCAUAAAGUGCGAUGUUUAUAGCUAUGGUGUGAUGUUGAUGGAAACCUUUACAAGGAAAAGACCAAAUGAUGAUAUGUUUGCUGGAGAUAUAAGCUUGAAGGUUUGGAUUGAAGGGUCAAUCCCACAAAGCACAUAUCAAGUUAUAGAUGCCAACUUACUAAUGAAUGUUGACGAAGAAUAUGCUGACAAAAUUAUCAAAUUCACAUCAUCCAUAUUGGAGUUAGCUUUCAAGUGCUCUUCAGAUUCCCCUAUGGAAAGGAUUAACAUGAAAGAAGCUCUUGUUGAGCUGCAGAAAAUCAAACAUCGAUUUUUGGAAUGAAGUCUAAAUGAUAGUUGGUUUCAGAGCCCUUGGCUACGGGCCUACCGUCUGCGCGACGUUGGUCUUGGUUGCAUGAGUUCACGUGGCUGUGUUGUAGCUGUGCGAUUGUUUGUUGGUACGACUUGGCAGGGGUGGUAGGGAUGACUUGCUCUACAAACAGCUGGUGCACUCGGGUUUGGGCUUCGAUAGGCCAGGUCUCUUUGGUGGGCUAAGUUGCGUCUCUUUCUUGGUUUGGCGCUUGUCUUUUAUCUCGUCCUUGUUGUCUUCAUCUAUGUAAUCGACGUGUACUCUUGUUCCUUUACUUGAUGUUUUUUCCGUUGAAUUUUCGUCUGUAAAAAUUUGAUGAGGGCUCUGCUUUGAUGGGUUUCUUUUGUUUUUUUUUUUUCUUUUUUUUUUUCUAAUAAAAUAGCUAUUU
Molecule: messenger RNA, 3913 nt
Organism: Salvia miltiorrhiza (redroot sage)
Lineage: Eukaryota; Viridiplantae; Streptophyta; Magnoliopsida; Lamiales; Lamiaceae
Product: probable LRR receptor-like serine/threonine-protein kinase At3g47570
Exons: 5
Coding region: 19-3498 (1159 amino acids)
Biological process (GO): protein phosphorylation
Molecular function (GO): protein binding; protein kinase activity; ATP binding
Source: RefSeq, a predicted model, not a curated record